GUUAAUUUUAAAAAUUCAAUGAGAAAAAUAUUAGAGCAAUUUGUAAUUGUAAUUUAAUAAAAAAAAUCGAAUUAUCUGCAUAUCUGCGGUAAUUUUGAAUAAAAAGUAUCUUUCUAAUGGAAUCAUCUUUAGAAGAAAUGUGUAUAGAUUUAAAAAAAAUACCUAACGAUUCUCGUAGAGCUGUGAAAUUUAUAGUGGAUACUUUAAUUUGUACAAUAUAUCCAUUGCUAAGCAGAAUCAGUGAUCAACUACAUUGUCAGACAAAGGAUGUAUCAGAUGAACACUUUGCACAGACUCGGAACAUUUAUACUUUAUGUGCAGAUCAAAUAAAGAAAUGCAUAAUAACAUUGCUUGAUAUAAUUAAAAUAGAAUAUCAACAUGCUGUUUGCCUCCAGGAAAGCCGUCAAUUCACUACAGAGAGAUUAUGUUGGUGUUUACAAAAAGUGGUAUCAAUUGAACAACUAUUGAAGAAAACUCCAGCAGAUGUGGAUUCCUCAAAUGAAUUUAUAUCUAUAUCCACAAUGUAUUUUGUUAAUUGGAUAGAUCAAACAUUAGACAUACUUGGAAAAUUGACUAACAUUAUAUCUAGAAAUGAAUUUAAGAAAAUGGAAGAUCUGUCAAAUGAGUGGAAACAGGAGUUGAUUAACUGUGUAUGCAGUCUGCACACAUCAGUAGAUGAGCUGCUUCUGUCUGCAAUGACUCUGUGCAAGCACUGUUUGCCCGCGGAUCAGUUUGUUGUCAAGGCACGCUGUCAAGUGGUUCUAAGGGAGACUAAAGCUUUACUCAGCGAACUAAUCGAAGGUGAUACAGAUACAGUCCAAGCGUCAGAAGAAACAUUGAAACUACCUAUAAAUCCCUUCCACAUCAACGUUCGUAUUACAGUAUUGAAGGAUGUUUUGUACGCAUUGGAGACUAACACCAACACAGCCUUAUUGGCUUUGGUGGUGCAUUGCUUUGGACAAGAUGUACCACCAGUUGACAUAUUGAAGAAACACUUUGCUGCAAGUUCAUCUAAAUCCAAAUCUUGCUUAUGUAUUGAUACAGAAGAAUGUGCUGUUGUGAAGGAUUUCGACCUAUACAAUGAGAGACUGUUACAAAUUGGAUCAUUUGCUAUUUCAUGCUCAUCUGAUCAAAAGAGAAUCCUAAACCUACGCAGCGGUCUAGCCAGUCUAGAAGCUCUGGACCCUCACUUGGUGCCCGCUGUGAUGCUGUCUCCGGUGAGCCACCACUCCUGCCUCCUCACUGCCAUUUGGAGUCAAGAGAUGAUGCUGAUCAGGGACAGCGUGUUCUUGAUAGUGGAUCCUGCUGCUUUUGCUGAUAAAGCGAGACAAAUGAUGCACCAAACUCUGUUGGAGAUAACGAGAGAAAACAAUUACGAUAACAUCAAAAUCUGCUCAGUUAUCAACAUAGGGUGUGUUCUCUGCGAGUUCUUUGAUGUUUACGACAAACUGGAGCCCGACGCGUUGGUGUGUCGCGAGCAAUUGACUCCACUGUUGAAAGACUUGCAAAAAGUGCAAAUAGAGUGCAAAAUAGUGAGCAACCUAAUAAGCUCUGCCAGCGAAUACAAAUACAAUGUAAAAGAUUCAAAAAUAUCCACACAUCCAACGAUCCAACAACUUUUGAAACGUCUAAAACUCCUCUACACAUUGGUGAAAAGGAUCAACUUAUUGUACAAUCCUCGUGAAAAUGACGACGAUUUUUAUGAGGAACCACUCGACAAUAUCACGUAUACGUAUAAAAAUGCUACUUACGCAAAUUCACCGAAAAAAUACACUAAUAACUUCUCAAGAAGCAUAUUCGCCAGGAGUAAUGUAAGAUGUUCGACUGGGAAGUUUCCUUUGGCGGUUUUAACUAAACAUUUGAAAUCGAGGAAUAGGGAAUUGAGUUUUUCACUCAAAUUGGAUGGAAUAUGUGAUAUGUCGGAAUUGAAGUUGAAUCGCGAAUCGAUUUUGUAUAAUUCGCCUAUGAAGUCUUCGUUGAGGAAAACAGUUUUGUGUAAACGAGCAGCGCCGAGCGUUAAGACAUUUUUGUGCGAUAAAACCGUAGAGGUAGAGGAUGAUUUGGAAAAAGAAAGCGUUAUUGAUGAAGCGACGAGCUUACAGAUUACAGAUGUUCUUAACCAAAUUAACAAUUUAACAUUCAAUGCAUCCACAACCACACGUGCAUUUAAUUCCACCGUUUCAAUUGUAAAACCUCAAAGUAACGGUAUUACAAAAAAUGUUCUAAAUCUGCCAAUAAACAUCGGAACAUCCAAACGUGUUUGGAACAUCACCGUGAACAGUAGUGUUGAAACUGCAUCAAAUAUGACACAGCCUUCGGAAGUCAACACUUUGGAGAGGAUCAAUGACUUGGAUCUGCUUGAAAGCAAAUUGAGUGAUUUGAAAUCUGGUCAAGUUGAGACUAAUUUGUGAAUCUAGUUAAAGUAAUUUUAAAUGUAUUUUCAUAGUUUUCAUUAAUUGUGUAAUGUAUUGCACUCCGUCCUUAAUAAAUAAAAAUAUUUUUUUUUUCUUUUAUAUGUUAGUUCAGUAAAUAAAAUAAUAAUUUUUUUUAUGAA
Molecule: messenger RNA, 2554 nt
Organism: Bicyclus anynana (squinting bush brown)
Lineage: Eukaryota; Metazoa; Arthropoda; Insecta; Lepidoptera; Nymphalidae
Product: serendipity locus protein alpha
Exons: 10
Coding region: 117-2411 (764 amino acids)
Biological process (GO): cell migration; cell-cell adhesion; cellularization
Cellular component (GO): cytoplasm; membrane; catenin complex
Molecular function (GO): beta-catenin binding; actin filament binding
Source: RefSeq, a predicted model, not a curated record